Molecule: messenger RNA, 2325 nt
Organism: Monomorium pharaonis (pharaoh ant)
Lineage: Eukaryota; Metazoa; Arthropoda; Insecta; Hymenoptera; Formicidae
Product: dynein regulatory complex subunit 5
Exons: 10
Coding region: 474-1967 (497 amino acids)
Molecular function (GO): protein binding
Source: RefSeq, a predicted model, not a curated record
AGAGGAAAAGGAAAAAAGGCUGUGAGAAAUGAUCGUACUCAGUUCCGCGAGAGUUUUAUCAGGGCGAGAUUAAGCGACACUGUAUAUGUAGAUACACGUAUAUAAUAUAAAUGUAUAUAUAUGUACAUAUAUAUUUGCUGGCGACCAUUUAUUCGAACGAACAAUGCUGUUUUGUGGCUUGAAAAUAUGUACUGUCGGGCCACUCGGGUGACUCGUUUUUCCAUCAAUAAAGCAGAGAAUAACAUCGGUUGCUUUAACGUCGGGGCAGUGGAUCGCACAAGCGCGCGAUAAAACCAAUUGCAUAGACAACAGUUUUAUUGAUCCACACAUAUUCGUAUCCCCCGGGUAAGAAAUAGCAAGUCGAAACAGCGAACGUAUCGUAAAUCAUCCGCAUGGCGGAUAUUUCGCCGAGCUCUGGUGAAGUACAUAACUCUCGCGCGUUUUCCAUCUUUGUGCAGAAGCGGACGUGAAGGAUGAGGAUCCCGCAUACGAUAUCGAAGAACGUUGUAGCCGCUUACAGGUGCUCGCCGGAAACCUCACAGUUGCCGCAAGAGCACGGCAGAACGCUGCGGGCGGAAGAUGCCUCGUGGGACGACGCCGUAAUCCCCGAUUUAAAGAUUCUCGCGAUUCGUGCUAUAGUCUCGGCCUGGAAGGAUAAUCCUGUUCUGGAGGAUCUGCCGACGUGCGCCGACAGGGACGUGUUGCUGGAAACACUGCCGACUGAUCUACCCUUCGAAUUGACGAUACCGAGAAUCGAGGAUGGGUUUUAUUGGAAACGCGCGGCCAAGGACAGGUGGGAAUACAACGAUCCGGGCGAGCAUGGCGGCUCAUGGCGGCGAUUAUAUUGCGAACGCCACUUAGCCGAGUAUCUAGAAACUUUGGAGGCAAGCUACUUCGACCCCCAAAAGGAAGAAUGUGAGAACUUAAUGGCCCUCGUGAAGGACUAUGUACACGUUAUAAGGCUUCGUUCUCUUGUACCAACAAUAAAACAAACUAACGCGGAGGACGAUGAGUCAACUCUGGAGGAAGACGUCGCGCAUCACAUUCCCAUGGCAGUCAUACUCCCGCAAUUUCCACAUCUCACCGAGAUUUAUCUCAACUUCGGUAUGAUCUACAUGAACGACGGUUUCGAGUGGCGGGACUUCGAGUUCUCGCUGGAGGAUUGCCUGAGCCUGGGUGAGGGAAUUAAAGCCAGUCCGAAAUUGAAGAAAUUCAGUUUGACCCGAAGCAACUUGGAUCAGCCACGAGUCGCCGCUAUUCUCCAAGGGAUGGUGUCGAACGAUAACGUCGAGGAGUUGGAUCUGUCGCAUUGCAAAUUGAUGGAUAUCGGUGCUCACGCGGUCGGCGAAUUUCUGUCGAUGCACCAGGGACUGAGUACUCUGCAUUUGACGAACAACAAUAUAGGACCGGACGGAGUUGCCGGUAUCGUUUACGGAUUAAUGAAAGCGAAGUCGAUAAAUCUGAAGAAUUUGGAUCUCCGAUUAAAUCCUCUGCAAAACGAAGGACUUAAUCACAUAUGCGCUCUUCUGGUGCGAAACCAAACUUUGGAAACUUUAAAUAUCAGCGGCUGCGGAUUAGGUCCGGAAGACGGCAUCGCGCUGGCCGACCUGCUCUCUUCCGGUUACGUGAAACUCGAAGCUUUAUCUCUCGACGUGUCAAACAAUGAUUUUGGAUUUGCUGCUGGAGAGUCAUUCGAGGCGGCCGUGCGCUCGUGCCCGUACAUUAUCCACUUGGACGGUCGAAUGUGCAAUUUCUCGAAAGAAUCGGAAUGCUCGAUCAUGGAGAGCGCGCGCAGGAAUAAACAAAAUCUGAAAAAGGAGAAGGACAAGGUAGCAUUUUCCCAAAGCAGCAACGUCUAUAAUUCACCCAGCGCCAAGAGUCUGCAACAACAGCCGGAAGUCGGGUCGUCAUUCCCGAAAGAUAUUGUGCAACGUUUCACCGGCAGACAAAUCGAUGCCGAUGAGUAGGAGAAGAUGAAAUCAAUUCUCAAGACUCGACGUACAAAUGGCCCCGUCUAUUAGGAGAAGGAGACGAGCUCUCGUGCUCGUUGAAAAUUUAAGACGUCAGUAGCGACACGAUGUAUCCAGAAGAGUGCUUACCAGCCGGGUAUUUACGUAAUAAAACGAAGACGAUGGUCCGUAUACAGGCUCCAAGGAACAUCGCCAACUCUGAUUCCGAAUCGAUAAACCCACUUUUCGAAGAGAUCGAUAUAACACUUACACCUAUCAUGAAAUGAAAAAUUCCGAACGAUAAAAAUGACGUACUUCUGCAUUAUAUUAUAUGCGUUGUAGUUUAUUGUACAAUAAACGAUUGUAAAAUCCUCUA